AAUGAAACUUGGAAGGGGCGCGCCUUCAAAAAGAAGAAAUUGUUUCAUUUUGAAAAGGGAAACUAAAGGCGAUGGAUGGACUGAGCUGAAAACCAGAGCAAGUGAUGGAGAACAAACAUAUUUUUGUCUCCCAGCAACUUAUUGAGUAAUUGGAGGACCAGACAUAGCGAAGUGAGUGAGUAAGGAUAGAGAAUAUUUCAUAUACUCGCAAAAUUACAUCCGAUGUGUGUUGCACCGUUUUUGUUUAAAAAAAAGAAGAAAAUAUGCAUGAACAGACGUAGCAGGAGUUCUCAGAACUCGGCUGAAUCCUGGUUUUGAACUAACUGUUGUAGACUGAAGAAAAAAGUGUUCAACUUAUUUAGACAAGCUGUGAUUAUUUGUAAAGUAAGUUCAUACAUGUUUUAGUGUUUAUAAAGAAUUAAUCAACAUAACUCAUUGGCAUGCAAUUUAUUUUUAUUGGUAUAACGGUGUAACCAGCCACACAAUCGAACUUUUUCGCAAGCACCAACAUGAUGACCACACAAUUUGAAAUAGGCUUGCCGGAUAACAAUAACAUGUUAUAUGUUUUAGAUAUUGAUACAAUGCAGCCUGUUUUCAAUACACUUUUCCCAUCCAAGCUAUGACCGAUUCUGGACCGUCUAGAAAAAUGUCACGGGCAAAGUUGGUGAUACUUGGACGAGACAACUGUGGAAAGACAGGUAUUGAAAAUUAUUUUAAAUGAAGACUGAUGGCUUAAAUUGAGUGGGAUAUUGAAUGGCUCAUCCAGGACUGACUUUUUAAAAAAGUCUAAAGGUGAGACAAAUCUGCAAUACAAAAAUGAAUGUAAAAUAAUAAUACUCUGAAUUGUUGAUACUAUGUUAAUUUAGUAUGAUGUUUACUAUGCUAUUUACUAAUAUGUACUAUCAGUAGCCUAGGCUUAACUAAUGUGGGGAGGUCUACACAAGGGGAAAUAUUUCAAAUACCUGAGUGCUCAUGGUCUGCUUUGUUUUAACUGCAGCCCUGUGUGUUAGAUUCAUCACCAAGCGGUACAUAGGAGAGUAUGACCAUAAAAAGGGUAAAGACAAACUGCAUCUAAUUUUACUGUCCCUUAUGUAAGUUGCCACUUGACUAUAUUAGGCUGACAGCAUUCUGUCUGUGGUGUUCUCAUACAGAAGUAACUUACAGGUGUCGGAAAACUGUGGACAAGGAGACCAUCGAUUUGGAGAUAUUGGACACAGCCAAAGGUACUAUCCAAAGACUGAGGUCCAUCAUACUCUUGGCUUUACUUUGAUCUCAGAAUUCAGUCUAUAUUUGACUAUUUGGGGGAUUUGUUUCUCUCUGCCCUAUGUCAGACCUCUAUAAACCCAAAGAGGAAGAUUACUCUCAGUCUCAGACAACAACCAGACCCCCAUACCAUUCCUUUCAAGUCUGUUUUCUUGAAUCAUGGUGCCUUAAAGUGUCUUGGACAUAAUAUCAACAAUGUUGACAUUGAUCAAAUAUAAUGGUACUGAGGACCAGAAACAUCUGAUGCGACAAUGAAAAGAACACUCAAGGCCAUUUGAGUGGAUUAACUAUCCCAUCUACUGUCAGUAGUUUUGAAUGAAGAUUAAACUAAAAAGUAAACAGCCGUCUCAUCACUUAACCUGUCAAAUGGAAACUCACAAGGUCAAGGAUGUGGUAUGUGCACAUCCUGCAAAAAAACAUGCUCCAGGUGCUUGAGCUUCAAGUUCCUUGGUGUCUACAUCACCAACAAACUAUCAUGGUCCAAGCACACCAAGGACAGUCGUGAAGAGGGCACAACAAAACCUAUUCCCCCUAAGGUGACUGAAAAGAUUUGGCAUGGGUCCUCAGAUCCUCAAAAGGUUCUACAGCUGCACCAUCGAGAGCAUCCUGACUGGUUGCAUCACUGCCUGGUAUGGCAACUGCUCAGCCUCCGACCGCAAGGCACUACAGAGGGUAGUGUGUACAGCCCAGCACAUCACUGGGGCCAAGCUUCCUGCCAUCCAGGACCUCUAUACCAGGCGGUGUCAGAGGAAGGCCCUAGAAAUGGUCAAAGACUCCAGCCACCCUAGUCAUAGACUGUUCUCUCUGCUACUGCACGGCAAGCGGUACCGGAGCGCCAAGUGUAGGUCCAUGAGGCUUCUAAACAGCUUCUACCCCCCAUAAGACUCCUGAACAUCUAAUCAAAUGGCUACCCGGACUAUUUGCAUUGAUUUAAACAAACAAUCGUAGAGAACAAAACAAAUCCACACACUGGCAUAUGCUCCCAAAAGUGCUAUGUCCCUGCUAGAGUCGAAAUGUUGCCAUGAACAGACCACUUUUAAGAGCAUAAAACCAGUGUGCAGAUGUAUUUAGUUCUUUAUUAAAUCAAAACUCAACCUUUGUGGUCCCCCCCUCCCCCCAUAUCUCGUUAUCUCUCUCUCUGCAGGAGUGUGUGGGUUCUGCAGCACCUUCUCUUGAGAGUUCCAUUAAAUGGGGCGACGGUUUCCUUAUUAUGUAUUCCAUCACAGACCGGAGCAGCUUUGAGUCCGUCUCACGCUUAAAGAGGCUUAUUGAUCAUGUCAAGCAGACCCUGGGUGAGACAGCUAUUUUGACCUUUGGAAACACUAGGGGAAAGGGCAAUCAAAUAGAGUCUGGGGUGGAGGGCAUCUCAUUAUUGCAGAGGUUACAUCUUCUAAGAGGCUAUAGGGCAGCCUAGAACCAAACCCACCCAUGACUCUUACAGAACCUACGUCACAUAGGCUAGUCCAGCUAUCUUUUCAUUGAAGGAAAUUCAGCUUUUGUAUAAGGUUUAUCUAAUUUAUCGGAAUGAUUCCAUUAAAUCACUCAUGACUAGGGGAACUGGUUUUAUCAAGGCUGUGUUAAGCUGAGUUUGACUGCUUACAGCUUUUGCUGUAAUAAAAGACUUAAGCCACUGUUACACACCAGGACAGUGAAUCCACCAGGCAAGGUUUAUAAAACAGUAGGUCUGCUUAUCGUAACUGCAAACGUGGUGGUUGUCUUUUCUCAGUUGUCACUUUUACGACAGUGCAUAGCCUCAAAUCCUUGCAAGAUAGAUCAUCUUAAACAAGAUCAUCUCUGUGUGUAUUGUGUGUGUGUGUGUUUUGUGUCCCUUUAAUAGGUUUCUAAAGUCUGUUUUAUGCUUUCAACAGGCAUGCCUACUGUAAUAGUUGCGAAUAAAUGUGACAUAGAGAAUGGAAGGAUGGUGCAGACAGAAGAAGGAAAGGCCCUUGCCAGUGAUCUGAGGUAACAUGUUUCCAUUGAUUCACUUGUCUGGUGCCAUCAGCAACAAUUUCCAUUCAGUUAUAUUCUUAUUAGCCUUGGAACACUGAAUCCUACUACAUUUUGAAGAUGUGUGAAGUAAGAUGUAGUAAAAGUUUUUGCCAACACAAGUGAAUGAAAAUAUAAUCAGCCAGUGGUGAAUGAUCCAUGCUGGAAAACCAUUUCUUUGUCCCUCAACCAUAUCCAUACAUUAAAUUGACCAGUUGUCAAUGUCCAUUUGUUUUCAGUGGGCGAUGAAGAAUGGAGAACGUAUCUUUAGCCUCUUGUGUAUGUUCAGGUGCAGCUUCUUUGAGUUGUCUGUGGCGGAGUGUUCUGCGGCUGUGGAGGUAGCGGUUGAGAAGUUGGUACGAGAGGUGCGUCUGGAGUACCACCGCCACCUACUGGCCAUGGACAAACGCUCACGCAUGCUCCAGAUGAGGCAUGCACUGAGCCGCAAGCUCACCCGCAGCAAGACCAUGCAGUGG
Coregonus sp. 'balchen' is the source of this 3725-nucleotide messenger RNA. NCBI's taxonomy places the organism in Eukaryota, Metazoa, Chordata, Actinopteri, Salmoniformes, Salmonidae. The record is from the annotation of a GenBank genome assembly.